ACCCUCCCCUCUCUCUCUCUCUCUCUCUCUCUCUCUCUCUCUCUCUCCAUUUUUUUUCGAUCUCUUUCGCUCCUCCGCGUAUUGAGUAGCCAUGGGGGCUUGCGAUCGCAAUCGCUUCUUCGAGUUCUUCGUUGAGUAGAGAACUCGAUCGAUUUCGAAGAAGAAGAAGAAGAAGAGGAAGAGGAAUAGGGGUCUCUUCACUGAUUCGGCUCAAUUUCGCUUCGUUUCUCCUCUCCUUGGUCGAGUAAGAUCGUUAAUGGCGAUGGAUGAGGAGAAGGAGAACAACCGUACGGGUGAUCCGGAGCACGGACACGGGCGAAAUCAGCAACAGCAUCAGCAGCAGCAUAAGCUUGAUGUGUACCAUGAGGUCGUUCGUCGACUUAGGGCAUCGAAUGUGCCCGAGGCGCUCACCCCCGCCUUUGAGGAUGAGCUUUGGGCUCAUUUCAACAGCCUCCCUGCGCGAUACGCACUUGAUGUGAAUGUUGAGAGGGCAGAAGAUGUUCUAAUGCAUAAGAAGUUGCUGGGGCUGGCUCGCGAUCCUCCUAACCAGCUAGCUUUCUGGGUGCGGAUAAUUCAGGUAUCUUCAGUUUUCGAUGAAGAUCAGGAUGAAUCUUUUGUUUCCAACACAAUGGGCAAAAAAGUUUCUUCUGCUUUAAUGAGAAAACAAAGCAUUCAUGCACCUCCUGCUUUUGGUUCAUCUAUGAACCUUGAGGCUCUUUCUCUUGAAGCCGACAAAUCUGGUGACCAAGAUGAUGAUAGUGUUGUAGAUUCUGUUCAACAUAAUGCCAGGCCUAUUCAUGAAAUCACUUUCGCAUCGCUGGACAAGCCAAAGCUUCUUAGUGAGCUGACUUCUCUGCUUGGAGAGAUUGGACUUGAUAUUGAGGAAGCUCAUGCCUUCUCAACAAAUGAUGGUUACUCACUAGAUGUUUUUGUGGUUGUUGGCUGGCAUUAUGAGGAAACUGAGCAACUCAGAGAAGCAAUUCAGAAAGAAAUUCAUAGGAUCGAGCAAGCAUGGCCUGAUUCCUGGGCUCCUGCAAUGGAAAACAAGCGUGGCAAGCCUGACCAUGUUGAAAUACCUAAAGAUGGGACUGAUGAGUGGGAAAUUGAUGUCAAGCUACUUAAAUUCGGGAACAAAAUGGCAUCUGGAUCAUUUGGUGAUCUUUAUCGGGGUACAUACUGUAGCCAGGAUGUUGCCAUCAAAGUACUCAAGCCUGAACGCACAAAUAUGGAUAUGCUGCGGGAAUUUGCUCAGGAAGUGUAUAUCAUGAGAAAAGUUCGCCACAGGAAUGUUGUGCAGUUUAUUGGUGCAUGUACCAAACCUCCGAGCUUAUGUAUUGUUACAGAAUUUAUGCAAGGGGGCAGUGUGUAUGAUUACCUCCAUAAAAGAAAAGGUAGUUUCAAGCUUCCAGCUUUAGUAAGAGUUGCGAUUGAUAUAUCAAAAGGAAUGAGCUACUUGCACCAAAACAACAUCGUCCACCGAGAUUUGAAGGCUGCAAAUCUCCUUCUGGAUGAAAAUGAGGUUGUUAAGGUUGCUGAUUUUGGAGUUGCACGAGUCAAAUCUGAAACAGGGGUUAUGACUGCAGAAACUGGAACAUAUCGUUGGAUGGCACCUGAGGUCAUAGAGCACAAGCCUUAUGACCACAAGGCUGAUGUGUUUAGCUUUGGAAUAGUGAUGUGGGAGCUGCUUACAGGAAAGAUUCCAUAUGAAUACCUAACACCACUACAAGCAGCAGUUGGUGUAGUUCAGAAGGGCCUUAGACCUCUGAUUCCAAAGGACAUCCAUCCUAAACUUGCUCAUCUACUUGAGGAGUGCUGGCAACAAGACCCUAGUAAAAGGCCAGAGUUUACUGAACUAUUGGCGACUCUUCAACAGAUUGCCAAGGAGAUUGAUGAGCAUGCGGAUCACCACAAGGAAAAAUCAAGGUUUCUUUCAGUUCUAAGGCGUGGCCAUUGAAGUUGGAAUGCUGUCCGAUGACUCCAAUCUGCAUGUGUGUUGAUCUCUUGCAGAAAUUCUAGUACCUCCGAUGAGGUACACAAUUUCAGUGUACAGUAUUUUAUUUUAAUAACUUUGUUAUUUAAUCGAGAAUCCCAAAUGUCAGGUUGCAAUUCGUUUUUUGUUAUCAACAUGUUCUUCCAUUUCUGUGCUGUGAUUUGUUAGUUUUUUCUCAUUGACAAGUAUGUACAGUAGGAAAAGAGUUACGUAUUUUCAGCACAUAUGUUACUAAACAGUUUAAUUUUCCACAUAAGAAGUGAUAACAUAACUCAGUUGUUUGUGUUAAUCUUUUUGUCGUUAUGAGAGAACUUUUGUUGGUUUUGCAUCUUUCAA
This is a messenger RNA of Ananas comosus (pineapple), 2326 nucleotides long. Its product is annotated as serine/threonine-protein kinase STY46-like. Gene Ontology annotation, molecular function: protein kinase activity; ATP binding. The record is from RefSeq and is a predicted model, not a curated record. NCBI's taxonomy places the organism in Eukaryota, Viridiplantae, Streptophyta, Magnoliopsida, Poales, Bromeliaceae. The transcript is spliced from 16 exons. Bases 257 to 1954 code for a protein of 565 amino acids. Gene Ontology annotation, biological process: protein phosphorylation.